Ostrea edulis (European flat oyster) is the source of this 5106-nucleotide messenger RNA. Its product is annotated as histone-lysine N-methyltransferase NSD3-like. NCBI's taxonomy places the organism in Eukaryota, Metazoa, Mollusca, Bivalvia, Ostreida, Ostreidae. The transcript has 19 exons. The record is from RefSeq and is a predicted model, not a curated record. Gene Ontology annotation, cellular component: nucleus; chromatin. Gene Ontology annotation, molecular function: protein binding; histone H3K36 methyltransferase activity. The coding region runs from base 215 to 4177 and encodes 1320 amino acids. Gene Ontology annotation, biological process: regulation of DNA-templated transcription.
GUUUUUCCUUUUCCCGCCGAUAUUUACCGAAUUUACACGAAUCUUGUUAUCUUCCGGUGAGCGGUUUAGCCUCGAAGUAUGUAGCAUGUCUAUCUCAGGGAAAAAGACACUAUUGUUGCUGUAAGAAAACAAAAUCCAGGCCAUGAUCUUUAUAUAUGCAGUUGGUAUGCCAACUAAGAAAACGUGACAUUGAGCAGAUUAGCCCGGUCUUACGAUGGAGAACACCACGGCAGCCGUAAAUGGAGGAUGUAACUCUCCCCCUUUCAGACACCAUCUCCCUCAAGUGGCAAACUUAACCAGAAACAGCAAAAUAGCACAGAGUAAAGCUGGAGCAAAGGUAGAAGCAGUCAAAGAUGAGGCAACCCUCCUAGUGGAAGACACUGGAAAAGUCGUGAAGAUGAAUGCUGACCUCAAUCUGGAGAUCUCGGUGGAAAGUGUGCAAGGUGAACAAGACAGACCACUGGUUCAUCCAAAAGAGAGAGCAAAAGCAGAGGCAAGAUCUCAAAUAAAGAUUGAAAAGGAACAAACAGCAAAGCUGGAAAGUCACAAUGAACAAGAAUUACAAACAGGCAAUAACAAGCCUGAAGCUCAAGAGGAGGGGGAUGAAAACAUUGGUACACUGGUAAAGAGAAAAGAUCCCAAACCUAACACACCAGUCAAAAUUAAACAAGUGAAGGAAAAAUCAGGACCUUAUAAAAAUAUAUUUGAAGUGACUUGUGUAGAAGGGAAACGUCAGCGGAAACCCAAAGUCAUGCUCGACGUAGACGAAGAGUCAUUGAAAAGUGCAGAGGCAAAGUCGCCGAAAGUUAUGAGUAGCAAUAAUUUGGAUAGUUUACAGACUGCAGACAUUGAUGUGAACAAAUCGGCAACAUUACUGUCUCCUGUGAUUGAAAAACCAACAGAGUGGCAUAUAGGCGAUCAGCUAUGGGCAAAAGUGGCCGGACAUCCUUGGUGGCCAUGCAUGAUAGCUAAAGACCCGUAUGAAGAUCUUUUUACUAAAAUGAAAGCAAGAAGUAGGCUUUACCAUGUCCACUUCUUCGGAAAUGAAGGUGAGCGAGGAUGGGUAGGGUCAAACUCGAUAAUGGAAUUCCAUGGAAAAGAAAAAUAUGAAGAGCAUGUGAAACAGGCUUUUCAAAAUGCAAAAAGAGGAGAAAAAUUAAAACUUGAAAAACUGUAUAAAGAGUACCCAAAUCGACAGGCAGCUUGGCUAAUUGCCAUACAUCAAGCAGAAGAAGCAAUGACUAUGCCAUUAAGUGAACGGACGGAAAAAUUUACGUGUGUUCGCACACCAGAAAAGACUAAAAAACAAAAUUUUAAUGGUAAUAAUAAUAAACUUGUAAAUUCUCCAAAAGGAAAACCGAAGGAAAGAAUACAGAAAAGAAAACGAAAGUCUUCUGAACAUGUGAAAACCUCUGUGGAAGAAAAAUCUUCAGAACACAUAGCAGCAUCUCCAGCAGCGAGACCGAGGUCAAAACGACGACGGGUUGACGAAAGCUCCCAUAAAGACAAGAAAAGUGAGGGAUCCUUUGACGUCUUUUGCAGCAAACACAGAGACAGCAUGAUGGCUGAUCAUCCGGAAUUUGAUGAAACUACGCUAGAUGAAUGUCUGCAACAGCAAUGGCUGAUGAUGAGUCAGAAACAAAAGUCAAGAUACAAAUCCAAACUCCAAGAUUCUUCAGAAACAUCUAAAGAGCCUGAAAUUCAAAAUGUGGUAGACAAAAUUGAAUUCGAAGAUGAAGAUGAGGAUACAGAAAAGGAAACAAAAUUGACAGGAAAGUUACGAUUGAAGAGACAGAAGUCAGUGAGUGAUGAAAGUUCAUCUGAUAAUCAGGAAGAAGAAAAAAUCUCCAGUUACAAAAGUCAGAAGUAUCUCUGCCAGAUGUGUGAGGAUGCUGGGGACCUGAUAGAAUGUGAAGGAGAUUGUCAUCAUUAUUUCCACAAAUCUUGUGUGGGAAAGAAUGUGGAGGAACCAUUUAAGUGCGAUGAGUGCAAAUCAGGACAUCACACAUGUUUUGCAUGCAAGGAGAAAGAUGAAACUACGAAGAAAUGUUCUGUGCAUUUGUGUGGAAAGUUUUAUCAUGAAGACUGCAUAAAUAAAUUAAUGCAUUUAAAAUCUGAUGCUAACCGAAGUUUCGUUUGCCCACAUCAUCAGUGUGCCACAUGUUCCAUAGAAAGCUCCAAGAAAACCAAGGCUAGUAAAGGUCGCCUCGUCCGAUGUGUUCGAUGCCCAACCGCCUAUCAUACUGGUGAUUUCUGUAUCGCUGCUGGGAGUGAAAACCUUCCGGGACAUAACAUUGUCUGCAGUAAACAUUUCCAACCAAAUCGUACCCAGAAAUACCACAACCAUAUAAAUGUCAGCUGGUGCUUUGUGUGCAAUCUAGGUGGAUCUCUGAUUUGCUGUGACAACUGCCCAGCUUCAUUCCAUGCAGAAUGUUUGAAUAUCAAUCCCCCUGAGGGCAACUGGUACUGCAAUGACUGCUCUACUGGGAAGCAACUCUUGUACGGGGACAUUGUGUGGGUCAAACUCGGAAGUUACAGAUGGUGGCCCUCAGAAGUAUGCCAUCCCAAGCGUGUACCUCACAAUAUUCAGGAGAAGACGCACCAGGUGGGGGAAUUCCCCGUGCACUUCUUUGGAACCAAUGACUAUUUCUGGAUCCACAAAGGAAGAGCUUUUGGAUUUCAAGAUGGUGAUAAAUAUAGUAGAGAGACUACAAGAAACAAGAAUUUAGCAAAAAUAUUUGCAAGAGGUGUGCAGGAGGCGACAGAAGCUUUCCAAGCAUUGAAGGCACUGCGCGCAGACAAAGAAAAGCUGCUGAUUGAGAGGAGUGAGAAGAAACCAGCUCCAUUUAAAUUUAUCAAGAAUAACAUUCCAGUAGGAAGUGUUCAAAUUCCCAAACCCGACUUGACUAGUAUCCCUCGUUGUGAGUGUGAUCCUCAUCAUGAGGCCCCCUGCAGUAGUGACACAGAUUGCUUAAAUCGUAUGCUGAUGUACGAGUGUCAUCCAAGCGUUUGUCAGUGUGGAGAGAAGUGUUGCAAUCAAAGAUUUCAGAGACGAGAAUAUCCUGACUGUACACCAUUCAAAACAACAGGCAGAGGGUGGGGAUUAAGAACCAACGUGGACAUUAAAAAGGGACAGUUUGUACAUGAGUAUGUUGGAGAGCUUAUUGAUGAAGAUGAAGUCAAGAGAAGAAUAGAUGAAUCACAUGAAAAUAAUAUUAGCAACUACUACAUGCUUACUUUGGACAAAAACAGAGUCAUUGAUGCUGGGCCAAAGGGAAAUCUCUCAAGAUUCAUGAACCACAGUUGUGCUCCAAACUGCGAGACCCAGAAAUGGACAGCAAAUGGAGAUGUACGAGUUGGAUUAUUUGCAGUUUGUGAUAUCCCUGCAGGAACUGAAUUAACAUUCAACUAUAAUUUGGAGUGCUUAGGGAAUGACAAAACUAAAUGCAACUGUGGAGCCGAGCUGUGCAGUGGAUUCUUGGGUGUCAGACCCAAGUCUGCAGUGGCUGCUUCAGUGGCAAAAAGUAAGAAAAAGGAUGAGAAAAAGAAAAAGAGGAGAAAUAAAAAGAAACUUGAUGGAAAGAAAGAACAUGAAGAUGAAUGUUUCCGAUGUGGAGAAGGUGGAGAGUUAGUGAUGUGUGACCGCGGAGGCUGUCCCAAAGUAUACCACCUGCAUUGUCUGAAACUGUCCAAGCCUCCACAUGGUAAAUGGGACUGUCCAUGGCAUCACUGUGAUGAAUGUGGAAAACCAGCAGUGACGAUGUGUGGAGAAUGUCCCAAUUCCUUCUGUACAGCUCACACUGAGGGUCACAUCAGAGACAUAGAUGGCACCUCUGUUUGUACUGAACAUGAUCAGGAUGAGCUCGUAUCGUCAAGUUGUGCAUCGUCUGACACUCAGUCUGAUGAGGGAGGAGAGGACAGCAAUGGCCAGGCGAGGACUAAAGCCAUACUGAAGGAAAACCUCGUCAAAAAACGCAACCUCAACACCAAGUCUGAAGAGGAGCAGGGACCCAGUGCUGGCAAGAAGCCUCGCAAACAGAGUGGGGGAGAUUCAAAGAAGGGGGAGGGUAAAAGAAUGAAGUCUGCUGGGAAUCCUCUAGCGGUGGCCCCGAUGUUUGACGAUAGUGAUGAGGGAUCAGAUGAUUUGGUCAUUGAUAUUCCAGCUGUUCCAUUGUGAAGCACAUUUUUCAAUAUAUAUUUUAUUUUUAUCUUUACUGUGUUUGAACUUUAACAUGCUAUUGAACAUUGUAGAUACAUUCAGGAUACAUUUUUAUUAUCAAGCUUAUUUCUUAGAUUGGAUUGAUUUCUUUGGGGGUCGUACAUUUCAUAUAGCUUUUUUAUGAAUAUUUUUUUUGUACAUGCACGGUACAUUAUUUAUAAGUAAUCGGCAUGAUGUCAUAGACCUUACGUAAAUGUUUUUGAAAAUAACAUUUGAUAUCAUAUUGAGAAUAUGCUGUAUAUACAUGCAUGUGUGAAAGAUUUAAUAGAUUAUCCCAAUUUUAAUUGUGGCCGAAUGCAUCCCUAAGACACUCAAGAGUGUUUUGCUAGAUCUGUUUCUGCAUAUUCUAAAAUUGAAUGCAUCUAUAAAUGAAUUUGUAUUGUAUAAUCUUCAUACCUAAAUACAAUGUCUGGUAAGUUGAUAAAUACAUGACUGAUUGGUUUUAAUCAAUGUUUGCCCACAUUUUAAUGUUGGCUUGCUGCAUAUACAUGUAUAGUGUUGGGUUAGAAAUGGACUCUGAUCAUUUUCUGUGGACUGGCAGCUUAUACUGUACCUAACACAUUGCAGAGGUUACAAACUUUGGCAUGGAUAAGUGCAGAUCUAUUUUAAUAACCAUUUUAUGACACGAAAGUAUAUUAAAAAUGUUUUAAUCUCUCCUUUUGUGUGUGUGCGUGUAGAACUAUCGAUCAUUAUUCAUGUAUAUAAAUUUGAGCAGACAUCUCCUUCGUAGAAAAUCAGUACACUGAAAAUUGUGAACAUCUAAAAAGAAUGGAUACCGUUAACAUUAGUACAUAGGAGAAACUUAAUAGUAAAUUGUAGGUAAAGUGUAUCAAUGUUUUAUUUAUUAUGUACAUUGUGUGUAUGUAAAAUAAAAUUUCUCACACUCA